Molecule: messenger RNA, 4760 nt
Organism: Balearica regulorum gibbericeps (East African grey crowned-crane)
Lineage: Eukaryota; Metazoa; Chordata; Aves; Gruiformes; Gruidae
Source: RefSeq, a predicted model, not a curated record
AGUGCGAGUGCAGAGGGGGUUCCUGCGACCCGCGCACUGGGGAGUGCACCUGCUCCAACGGGCUGACGGGGAAGCAGUGUGAUGUCUGCAUGCACGAGUAUGAGAUCCCCGUGGCAAACGGCCCAGACAGCAUGAGGUGUGAAGUGUGUGACAGCUGUGUCCUGCUUCUGCUGGAGGAUCUGCAGAGCAUCGAGACGUCCUUCCCCUCCAUUCGCAGCCAGCUGGUCAACCUCAACGCCAGCUCCAUCGCCUGGGCUCGUCUCCACGGUCUCAACAGCACUAUGGCGACUGUCGCUAAUCAGCUGCGUGAGUACCAGAGAGCCAUGAACAAGGUCAGGCAAAGGACUGACGAGCUGGAGGAUGAGAACGUGGACCUCACGCAGGACCUGAACGCGUUGCAGCACAAAAUGACAAUGACUCACAGAGAAGCAAACCGUAUUGAGCAGCACACAAGAGACACUUACCAGAGGGGGGAGCAGCUCCUGCUAAAUAUGCAAAGCAUUCAGAAAGGCAUUGCAGACUUGGUGCGGCAGAUGGCCAGGUUUGGGGCAGCAAACACCAGCACCACCUCCACCGAGGAGUUUCGGCAGAAGAUGGCUGAGGUGGAAAGGAUGCUGAGGGAGAUGAAGGAGCGGAGCCUGGGCAGCCAGGAAGAGCUGGCAAGGCGCGAGCAAGAGGAGGCUCAGAAGCUGCUGCAUCGGGUGAAGAGUGAGCUGCACGCCCGCUGGGAGUCCAACCAGGACCUGGUGAGCAGCAUCCAGGACCAGCUGGCGCAGCACAGCUCCCAGCUGAUGGAUCUCCGUGAUGCCCUCAACGAGGCUGUGAACAAAACCAGACAAACAGAGGACUUGAACAGCCUGAACCGCAACAACCUGGAGGAGAGUCAGCAAAAGAGCCGUGAACUCCAAAAGCAGCAUGUGCUGGUGCAGGAGACCCUGAGGAUGGCCAAGGACUCUUUGGCCCAAGUCUCCAACUUCCUACAGAAGAUGGAGAGCGCGAAGGAGGCGUACGAGAAGCUGGCAGCCUUGCUGGAUGGGGCGAAGCUGCCCCUGACUGAGCGGGUCAAGAAGUUCUCCCCAGCCAGCAGCAAGAUCCCCAUCGUGGAGCAGGCAGAGGAGCAUGCCCGGCUCCUGGAUGAGCUCGCGAGGAACCUGUCCAGCAUUAUCCAGAGCACAAACCAAGAUGGCUUCAUCCAGCGGGCGAUUGAUGCCUCCAAUGCCUACGCCAGCAUCAUUGAAGCUGUGAAAAAAGCUGAGCGAGCUGCCCAUGAUGCUGAUGAGGCAGCCAGCAAGGCUUUGAUGAGUGUCAUAUCAGAAAAUCUUGAGGCUAUUUCUAAAGAGCUGAAGAGGAACAGCAGCAACCUGGAGGAGGCUGUGAGGAGAGAGCAGAGAAAACUCAACGGGGUUGUUAAGGACACUCUGCAGAGAGGAAAGGACAAGCUGGCUGACCUCCGUGUGAAGAAGGAACAGCUCCUGAGCCAGCUCCAGUCUGUGCAGGACAUGCUGGGCAGGGAUCAAGAGGACACUAAAGAGAUGAUCCAGAAUGCCAAAGCGGCAGCUGCUGAGGCCAAUGAAACAGCUGCAAGAGUGGAAGAUAGCCUGAGCACUAUGAAGAAGAAUCUGGAUGAGUGGAAAGACCAGUACGGAGACCUUCGAAAUGAAGACCUGAACCAGGCAGUCCAGGAUGCCAGGAAAUCUGUGUCCAGCCUGGAAAGCACCAUCCCGCUGCUGCUGGAGAAGCUGAGCAGCCUGGAGAACAGGAGGAACAAGAACGCCACUGUGUCAGAGAACAUUGUGCGGAUCCGGCAGCUCAUCACGCAGGCGAGGAACGCUGCCAGCAAGGUGAAAGUCCCCAUGAAGUUCAACGGCAGCUCAGGUGUGCAGGUCCGGAUGCCCAGCAACCUGCAGGAUUUGGCAGCCUAUACGUCCCUCAAAUUCUACAUCCAAAACCCCGAGCCCAGGAGCCAGCAGCGACAGCAGGACGAGGCAGAGGAGGGGCGGUUCGUGUUGUACCUGGGCAGCCGGGAGGCUGCUGGAGACUACCUGGGCAUCGUGCUCAAGGACCACAAAGUGCAGUGGGUCUACAAACUGGGUGAUGAGGAGCCAGCCUUCCUAACUGUUGACGAGGAUAUUGGAGAGCAGUUUGCCACCAUCAGCAUCAACAGGAUCCUGCAGUAUGGGCACAUGUCGGUGAUCGUGGAGAGGCAGACGGUGCAUGAGACCAAGGGAGACAGCGUGGCCAAGGGGGAGCAGGGGCUGCUCAACCUUGACCCGCACAAUGUGGUCUUCUACGUGGGUGGCUACCCCUCCAGCUUCACGCCCCCUCCCACUCUGCGCUAUCCCAACUACCGUGGGUGCCUGGAGCUGGACACACUGAACGAGGAGGUGGUGAGCCUGUACAACUUCCAACGCACCUUCCAGCUGGAUACCACCACUGAGAAGCCCUGCGCAAGGUCCAAGUCCACAGGAGACCCCUGGUUGACUGACGGCUCCUACUUUGAUGGCACCGGUUAUGCAGAGAUCAAGUUUGAGAGCCAGUUUGGCACAACUAAGCGCUUCGAGCAGGAGAUCCGAGUGGUCUCCUACAAUGGCAUCAUCUUCUUCCUGGAGAAUCAGGGUCAGUUCCUGUGUCUGGCCAUCCGGGACGGGAAGCUGGUCCUUUACUAUGACUUCAGCACUGGCCUGGAGAUGGCAAAACCCAGCAGCAACUCUUCCUCCCUCACCAUCAGCAGCACCACAAACAAAGCGAUCCAGAUUUUCCUCCUCAAAAUGAAUAACAAGAAGCGCAUCCUGGUGCGGCUGGAGCGCCUCACCAUCUUCAUGGUGGAGCAGGAGAACUCCCUGGAGAAUGCCGUCUCCUACUACCUGGGUGGCGUGCCCCCAGCUGUGCUGCCCCCCAGCUUGAAAGCACUCUUCCCCACGGGUGGGCCCAUCCGGGGCUGCAUGAAGGGUUUGAAGGCUCUUGGCAAAUACGUUGACCUGAAGCGCAUGAGCACUGUUGGUGUAAGCUACGGGUGCACCUCGGACCUUCUGGUGGCUCGCUCGGUCAGCGUCCACGGACACGGCUACCUGACCCUAGCCCUGAAGGACGUGCCAGGGCUACGGGACUUCUACAGUGGCUUCAGCUUCCGGACAAGCCAGCGCGAGGGCCUGCUCUACCACCACACCACCCAGGAGGGGACGUGCCAGGUGUCCCUCCAGAGGGGUCAGCUGGCCUUGAACCUGAUGGAAACCAAAGUCACCACCGAAAAUGCUUAUGCAGAUGAUAGGACCCACUACGUGGCCUUCUACAGCGAUGCCCGUGGGGUCCGACUGUACGUGGAUGAUGAACUGCAGGACACCGCAGCAGGCACUGGGUCCAGCCGGCGACAGCAACGGCAGGACAGGCGGCCACUCUUCCAUCUUGGGGGCUCACCAGAGCCAGGUGCCCUCAGCAACCUCACUGGCUGCAUCGGGAACGUCUUCGUCAAGCGUACGUCAGAGCCACAAAUGGUGGUGGACCUGCAGCAGAACAUGGAGAGUGUCAAUGUCACCAUGAGCUGUCCUUGGGGUGAGCAACCGCAGCAGCUCAGAGCCACUCUGAAGAAGAACAGGCGGAAACCCAAGGUACCAGCCACGCCGCCUUGCAUGGCCCGCCGCCACGAUCGGGGUGGGCUCUGCCAGCUGCACCCACAGCCCCGUGUGGCCAGGGGCACCUUCCGCUUUGGGGGUGCUCCAAGCAGUCGCUGGGAGUUCGAGGACAUUCCAGCCUCCUUCGGCCAGAGGUCCCAUUUCUCCCUGGAGGUGAAGCUGAACUCCUCCAGCGGGCUGCUCUUCUACGUGGCAGGUGAGCAGGGCACCUUUAUGGCUCUCUUCGUCUCCAACGGGCGCUUUGUUUUCCUGGUGGACGUCGGCGGGCACCGGCUGCGCAUCCGCAGCAAAGACAAGUACCGCGACCGGCGGUGGCACACGGUCUUCUUCAGCAGAGACCAGAGCCGAGCCCAGCUGGUCAUCGAUGGGUUGCGAGCCCAGGAUGCUGCAGUGGCCACCACAAGGCUCUUUGUGGCCCGAACCCCUUUGUAUGUGGGGGGGAUCCCAGCUGGAAAAGCCAAGGCUCACAUACCGGUUGCAUCAGCCUCCAGCUUUGAUGGCUGCCUGCAGAACCUACAGCUGGAUGGGAGGCCCCUGGGUCCCCCCUCACGCACCUUUGGGGUGACACCGUGCUACGAGGGUGCACUGGAGAGCGGGGUCUUCUUCGCUGCGGAUGGCGGGUCCAUCGCCCUAGUUGAUGCAGUGACAACCAAGCAGGACUUGGAGGUGACACUGGAGGUCCGUCCCCGCAGUGCCUCUGGCCUCAUCUUCCACAUCAGCACGAGGAGAAGCCACCAUCUCCUGUUAUACGUGGAGGAGACGAAGGUCACUGUGAGAGGGAACGCUGGGGCUGAUGAGUUCUCUGCAUCGGUGACAUGCCCAUCUCUCUGCGACGGACAGUGGCACAGCAUCGCAGUUACCAAAUGGAAAAACGUAAUCCGGGUUGAUGUGGACACAGAAGGCAACUACACAGUGGGACCCAGCCAGCCCCCUGCACCCAGCACAAGGGCGACCUUCUACGUGGGAGGGCUGCCAGAGACGGACAAGGCCAGCGCGCUGUCACCGUUACCUCCCUUCCCUCAUUACGUGGGCUGCAUAAGGAACCUGGUGAUUAACCAGAGCCACGUGGACCUGCCGCGAGCCGGGACUGUCAGGGGCUCCAUUGGCCUUAAGGGCUGCCCGGUGCUGUAA